Messenger RNA from Brassica rapa (field mustard), 1619 nucleotides. Its product is annotated as probable low-specificity L-threonine aldolase 1. The record is from RefSeq and is a predicted model, not a curated record. Gene Ontology annotation, cellular component: cytosol. Gene Ontology annotation, biological process: L-threonine catabolic process; glycine biosynthetic process. Gene Ontology annotation, molecular function: L-allo-threonine aldolase activity. Lineage: Eukaryota; Viridiplantae; Streptophyta; Magnoliopsida; Brassicales; Brassicaceae.
AAUAAAUCUGAAACUUUCCUUAUUUUUUAUCAAAAGUAUUAAUUUCAGAUUCUAAUAGUAAUAAAUCUGAAUUUUUUUUCCUUAGCUUUUUUUCUUCAAAUUUUCCUUAUCAGCGGCUAUAUAAAGUCUUUAAGGUGGAAUCAUAAACACGAGCAUCCUUCUUCAUUUUGCACAGGUACUCGUCUGUUUUAUGUUUAUAUCCAAAACCUUUAGUAUUAGCUAUUUAUAUUUCAAUGUGUAUCAUUUUAGUUAUUCAAAAUCUCUGGUUUUAUUUACUAACUGAAUCAUACAUGUUUUAACAAUUUAACUUGCCUGAGGGAGUGUUAUGUAAAAUACACUUCUAUGCAUGAUCAUCUGGGAGUCUGCGAUUCAAUCUCAAGUUCUCAACAGAAUGGUAGAUUGGUAUCAAGAUGGUGAUGAGAAUCGUGGAUCUACGUUCAGACACCGUGACUAGGCCCACUGAUGCAAUGCGCGAAGCAAUGGCUAGUGCAGAGGUGGACGAUGACGUCCUCGGCUACGAUCCAACGGCUCGACGUCUUGAAGAGGAGAUGGCUAAGAUGAUGGGGAAAGAGGCAGCUCUGUUCGUGCCAUCUGGUACAAUGGGGAAUCUGAUAUGCGUUAUGGUUCACUGCGACGUGAGAGGCAGCGAGGUGAUUCUUGGGGACACUUGUCACAUCCAUGUGUACGAGAACGGAGGGAUAUCAACAAUAGGUGGCGUGCAUCCUAAGACAAUCAAGAAUGAAGAAGAUGGGACAAUGGACUUGGUGGCUAUAGAAGCAGCUAUUAGAGAUCCUAAAGGAAGCACGUUUUAUCCAUCUACAAGGUUGAUUUGUUUGGAGAACACACAUGCCAACUCUGGUGGGAGAUGUUUGAGUGCGGAGUACACUGAUAGAGUUGGAGAGAUUGCUAAGAGACAUGGAUUGAAGCUUCAUGUCGAUGGAGCUCGCAUUUUUAAUGCUUCCGUUGCACUUGGAGUUCCAGUACAUAGGCUUGUGAAGGCUGCUGACUCUGUUUCGGUGUGUCUCUCUAAAGGUCUUGGAGCUCCGAUAGGAUCUGUAAUCGUUGGUUCACAGAGCUUCAUAGAAAAGGCCAAAACGUUAAGGAAAACAUUAGGUGGAGGAAUGAGACAGAUAGGCGUCCUGUGUGCAGCCGCUUUGGUCGCACUCCAAGAGAAUCUCCCAAAGCUACAAUCUGACCACAAGAAAACAAAGUUGUUAGCUGAAGGGUUGAACAAAAUGAAAGGGAUUAGAGUGAACGUUGCAGCCAUGGAGACAAACAUGAUAUUCAUGGAUAUGGAGGAUGGAUCAAGACUGACCGCUGAAAAACUCCGCAAGAGUCUAACCGAGCAUGGCAUUCUAGUCAUCCCUGAAAGCUCUUCACGAAUCAGAAUGGUUAUACACCACCAGAUAACAACAAGUGAUGUGCAUUACACAUUGUCUUGCUUACAACAAGCAGUGCAGACGAUUCAGGAACCAUGCCAGAACUAAAUUGGCGAAACCAAAAUGCUCUUUCUCUCUUUUAAAUAUUGUUUGUUCCAGUUAUUUUUAGUUAAAAGCUACAAGGACCCAACUAUCUAUCAAUGAAAUUGUCACCCUUAUGUCAUCCAUUUUAUUAUUGUA